Triticum urartu is the source of this 3438-nucleotide messenger RNA. RefSeq lists its product as uncharacterized. The record is from RefSeq and is a predicted model, not a curated record. Lineage: Eukaryota; Viridiplantae; Streptophyta; Magnoliopsida; Poales; Poaceae. Gene Ontology annotation, molecular function: protein binding.
AUGGGCGGGGGCAACCGCAUGAUCGGAGAUGUUGACAGGACGUGGGCAGGGCGGCGGCCGGCGACGCGCUGGCAGGAUGCAGGGACUGGUCCAGAUGCAGCGGUGGUCCAAAGGUUCGAGGCGGCCAUGCACCGCCGAGGAGAGGACGAACAGGCUGGGGCUGCCGUCGGCGGUAAACGGGAGGAAUGGCGGCGGCGGCGGAAGGACGAGGAAGUAGAAGCAGGCGCGGAGGCGGCAGAGGACCGCAUCUCGGAGCUGCCGGAGGCGCUGCGGCUGCACGUCCUCUGCCUGCUCCCGCUCAAAUCCGCCAUCCGCACGGGCGCGCUCUCCACCCGGUGGCGCUCCCUCUGGACGCACCGCUGGCCGGCGCCCUCCUCCCUCGACUUCCGCCUCGGCAUCGGCGACUCCCCGCACCCGCUCCUCGAAACCCUAGAGCGGCGCGGGUGGCGGCGCCUCCAGCGGUUCGCCCUCUCCUUCGGCAUCGGCGCGUUCAAGGCCGAGCACUUCCGCCGCUGCCUCGACCUCGCCAUCGCCUGCGCCGUCGAGGACCUGCACGUCCACCGCGUGCACCACUUCUUCGCCCGCUUCUACAAGUUCCGGCUCCCGCUGGGUGACCCCCACCUCGCCCGCCUCUCGUUCCGCUACAUCAGCGUCGACCUCCCCGACUCCUUCUCCGCCCGCUCCCACCGGUUCACCGCUCUCGAGGUCAUCCACCUCCGCUGCGUCCACAUCUCCGACGACACAGUCAGCAGCCUGGUCGCCGCGUGCCCCCUCCUCCACACCCUCGAUUUGCGCUACUGCGAAGGCCUCGACUCCGUCAGCGUCGCGGCGGCCGGGGCGCACCUGAGUAGCCUCACCGUUGCAGAGUGCGAUCCGUGCACCGACGUUGUUUUGGCCGAUGAGGCAUCCGGUCUGCGCUCAUUCCGCUACAGCGGUGCCUACAUGCCCGCCUACAGCAUCCCGGCCACCAUCACUAGUCUUGCUGACCUUUACAUCUGCUUCGGAGCAUCUAACCGCCGGCGACGCUUGUCAGGCACCAGAAUCCGGUUUUAUGGACAGGAGGCUCACGCUUGCGAGCUGCGCAGAAACUGGCUUCAACUACUAACCAGUCUGUCCAACCUCACCGUGCUUACCCUCUGCAGCAGUAUCCUACGGAGACUGUCUGCCAAAGCUCGUGCCAGAUUAGCUGCCACAGGCGCUGCACCAUGCAAAUUGCUGAAUUUGAGAGAGCUUCAGCUACUGAUGUUCGAAGUGGAGAUCAACAACAUGAACGACAUUUACUCUUUCCUUGUGGCAUGCUGUGGCCCUCGUUUGGAGAGGCUAUUUGUGCAGCUUCCGACAAUCAAUUAUCCAUAUGAGCCAGAGGAUGAACCAUCAGGAUCAGAGUCAGAGGAAUUUGGAUCAAUGGGAGAGCUAUCAUACCAAGAGGCACAUGGGGAAGGUGAGCUGGAUGACGACUUGUCAGAAGGAGAAGCAACAGAGAAAGAUGGGCUAGAGGAACAGCUGUCAGAGGGAGAUGCCCUGGAGGAAGAUGAGAUAGAGGAAGAGUUGUCAGAGGGAGAAGAACUAGAGGAAGAGCUUUCAGAGGGAAAUGAACUAGUGGAAGAGUUGUCAGGGGGAGAGCCACCUGAGGAAAAGCAAUCACAGAAACAGGGGUCAAUGGAAGAGCAAUCUGAUGGAGGGCAAUCAGAGGAAGAGACACUAGAGCACGGCGAUGUCUUUGAGAACCUUAUGUUGCUCAAAAUGAUGAAUUUCAUGGGACGCGACAAUGAGAUGCAGCUAGUAAGCCUUGUGUUGAAGAAGGCUACUAGUCUCAAGCAACUGAUACUAUUUACUCCCAAGAUUAAUCACCCAGAAGAGCUCCACAAGGAUCAUAUGAAUACUUCCCAUUUGCUUGAAAGAAAACUAUUUUCUCUCAGAAGGGCCUCGCCAAAUGCUCAGAUAGUUCUCAGCGAGCCUGAUGAUAGUGCAGUCCAGCCGUUGCAUGAGGCUUUAGUCAAGAUUUACUGAUUUUUGUUGUUGUGGAGUUAUGAUCGGAUAAUGUGAAAUAUCAGAAACUAGCAACCAUUAGGUAAGACAAAGAACAAGCUAAUCUGCAAGGUAGGCAGGAUGCUGUGUUCUCUAGUCCAUGAAGGAUCAUGGAGUAUGUUGUCUGGGCCUUAUAUCCUUAGAUCCUUAAGACUAUAAAAAAUACCAUGAUUACCCAGUAUCUACAUUGGCCUGUUGCCUUGUUGUUGGAUAAGAAAGUCCUGCAAAAACACUGUAGAAAGCUGAGACUUGUUACGCUCUAUCUUUGUGCUCGUCAAUUCGCAUUAGUACCGCAGUAGUUCAAUCAGUUGGUACGAGUGUUGCAUUUGUUUUUCAUUUGUCAUUAUUGCCAUCUUUAUUACUGAUUAAAGUUCUUUUCCUGGUAUCAAGAGAAGAACAUAAACAUGUACAGUUAUAUGGAGUUUCAACAGGCAUCAAUCCUGGAAACUGUACCCUAAUGGUGUUAGCUGAGGCCAAAUUAUGUACUACCUAGAAUCAGAGGAAAAUGGGUCAAUGCAAGAGUUAUCAUAGGAAGAGGUACCGGAGGAAGAUGAGCUGGGUGAAGACUUGUCAGAAGGAGCAGAACUGGAGAAAGAUACGCUAGAGGAAGAGCGCAGAUGCUCUGGAGGAAGAUGAGCUAGAGGAAGAGCUGACAGAGGGAGAUGAACUAGAGGGAGCUGUCAGAGGGAAAUGAACUAGAGGAGUUGUCAGGGGGGGAGCCUCCUGAGGAAAAGCAAUUACAGAAACAGGGGUUAGAGGAACAGGGGUCAAUGGAAGAGCUAUUUGAUAGAGGGCAAUCAGAGGGAGAGACACUAGAGGAUCACGAUGGCUUUGAGAACUUUAUGUUGCUCAAUAUGAUGAAUUUCAUGGGGCGCGACAAUGAGAUGCAGCUGUAAGCCUUGUGGUGAAAAGGUCUACUAGUCUCAAGCAACUGACACUAUUUACUCUCAAGAUUAAUCACCUAGAAGAGCUCCAGAAGGAACAUACGAAUACUUGCCAUUUUCUUGAAAGAAAACACUAUGGUCUCUCAGAAAGGCCUCACCAAAUGCUCACAUAGUUCUCGGCGAGCCUGAUGAUAGUGCAAUCCAGCCGUUGCAAGAGGCUUUCGUCAAGAUUUACUGAUUUUUUGUUGUCGUGGAGUUAUGAUCGGAUAAUGUGAAAUAUCAGAAACUGGCAAUCAUUAGGUAAGACAAAGAACAAGCUAAUCUGCAAGGUAGGCGGGAUGCUAUGUUCUGCAGUCCAUGAAGGAUCAUGGAGUAUGUCGUCUGUGCCUUCUAUUUUGCGGGUUAACUCUUUAAGACUCUUAUAAAAAAUAUCAUGAUUACCCAGUGUCUACACUAGCCUGUUGCCUUGUUGGUGGACAAGAAAGUCUUACAAAAACAAUUUAGAAGGCUGAGACUUAUUGUGCUC